This is a messenger RNA of Triplophysa dalaica, 5692 nucleotides long. Its product is annotated as serine/threonine-protein kinase 10. Gene Ontology annotation, biological process: protein phosphorylation. The coding region runs from base 197 to 4768 and encodes 1523 amino acids. The transcript is spliced from 17 exons. Gene Ontology annotation, molecular function: protein serine/threonine kinase activity; ATP binding. Lineage: Eukaryota; Metazoa; Chordata; Actinopteri; Cypriniformes; Nemacheilidae. The record is from RefSeq and is a predicted model, not a curated record.
UCCUGUCUUAGACGCGUGCAGAGGAGAGAUGUGACUUUCAAAAGCAUCUUUCUCUCAACAGACUUACUCUUGUGUGUGUUAUUAUUAGUUUUGUAAGUGGUUUUGAUUACUUUACUUUGAGAGAGGAAUUUAGGACCAUUGAUAAAUUGGAGGAACUGGGAUUUUGAAGGAGGGUUGAAUUUAAAAGGAGGGAGCGAUGGCCUCCCUCCUGAUGCGAAUUUUUAGGCUGGGUGUGGAGAAAAAGCGGAUCAGGCUCUAUGAAAACCUGAAGAGGGAUGUUGAUCCACACCAGAUGUGGGAAACUCAGGGAGAUCUGGGAGAUGGAGCUUUUGGGAAGGUGUAUAAGGUUCACAGUCAGACGACGGGUGUCCUGGGUGCUGCAAAAGUGAUUGAAGUACGCAGUGAGGAGCAGCUCGACGACUACAUCACUGAGAUUGACAUCCUAGCGGCCUGCCGUCAUGCGAACAUUAUCUCUUUGCUGGACGCCAUCUUCUUUGAGGGAUGGCUUUGGAUUUUUAUUGAGUACUGCCCUGGAGGAGCCCUGGAUGACAUCAUGUUGGAACUGGAGCGGGGUCUUUCGGAGCAGCAGAUCAGUGAGGUGUGCUGUCAGACCCUACAGGCCCUCUCUUACCUACAUCAGCAUCAUAUUAUUCACAGAGAUCUGAAGGCCGGAAACAUUCUGCUCACAAUGGAGGGACAGGUCAAACUUGCUGACUUUGGUGUGUCUGCAAAAAAUGAAAACACCCUCCAAAAACGAUCAACUUUUAUUGGAACGCCGUACUGGAUGGCGCCAGAGGUCAUCAUGUGUGAAACUUCAAAGGACAAUCAAUACAGCUGUAAAGCAGAUAUCUGGUCACUUGGUAUCACUCUGAUUGAAGCUGCUGAGAUGGAACCUCCUCACCAUUCUCUCAAUCCCAUGAGAGUUCUGCUGAAGAUCACCAAAUCUCAACCUCCCAUGCUCUCCAAUCCCCGUCGUUGGUCAUCCCAUUUUCAAGACUUUUUGCGGAGGACGUUGCAGAAGAACCCAGAGGCUCGCUGGGGAGCCCAGCAGCUGCUGGCUCACCCUUUCGCAUAUGCGGGUCGAGACGGGCGAGCUCUUAAAGAACUCAUAGCUGAAGCCAAAGCAGAGGUCACUGAGGUCAUAGAAGCUGAGUCUAUGUCAGACCUCCGUGAGUCUGUAAACGAAACAAUAGCAACAGAAUCUGAGCAAACACAAACUGAAUCAGUGCAGGCAGCUGAAGAACAAGCAGCUGAACCUGACAGAUCUCAGAAAGCUACUGUUCCAGUUGCUGUUCCUCAAUCUCCCACCGAUCCAGAGCCAAACACUGAGGUUAGAGUGACCCGCAGGGGAUCCCACGUCAUAGAUAAAGCACAGAAGAGGGCAAGACGACUCUCUGUUCCUGGAAAUCUGCUCUCGUUUCUGACUGGGGCCGGUCGACGCAAAUCUGGAUUCUGGGGUGAUAAUUCGCCAGCUAAGGCAACUAAAGACUUAGAAGAUUCCAGCGUGAUGGAAACUGAGCAAAAUCCUCCUGUUUCAGCGGGAGAUAGCCAUGAAACCACUGACAAAUCCAAAGAACAGACAUCUGACUUGGUUGAAGUUACAAGCAAAGAGGCCGCCGACACCAAAGAUGAAGCUAAAGAAGAGGACCACUUAUGCACAACAGCACAAGCACAGCAACCUACAUGCACAUCAGCUCCAGCACACCAACCUACAUGCACAUCAGCUCCAGCACACCAACCUACAUGCACAUCAGCUCCAGCACACCAACCUACAUGCACAUCAGCUCCAGCACAGCUACCAACAUACACACCAGCUCCAGCACACCAACCUACAUGCACAUCAGCUCCAGCACACCAACCUACAUGCACAUCAGCUCCAGCACACCAACCUACAUGCACAUCAGCUCCAGCACACCAACCUACAUGCACAUCAGCUCCAGCACAGCUACCAACAUACACAUCAGUUCCAGCACAGCUACCAACAUACACACCAGCUCCAGCAGACCAACCUACAUGCACACCAGCACCAGUACAGCUACCAACAUACACACCAGCUCCAGCAGACCAACCUACAUGCACACCAGCACCAGUACAGCUACCAACAUACACACCAGCUCCAGCACACCAACCUACAUGCACACCAGCAACAGCACAGCUACCAACAUACACACCAGCACAGCUCCCAACAGACUUCUCUGAGAAGAAAACACUAGAUCUUAUCAAAGAGCACACGGAUGAGAAAGAUUGUGGUGUGAAAAAAGUGAUGUCUGAUGAUUCUGUCCACAAUGACCAAAGAUUCUGGCAAUCCCUCCAAAACUCACCCAUUCAUGACACGCUUCCUAAAGCAACACAUCCUCAGAGCUCUCAUGUAAAAGCGCUGAAUUUGGAAACAUCAAUGUUAAUUAAACGUGACAGAUGGGAAGAGGAACAUUAUAAAAAUCAAUAUCUUGAUUUGGCCUGCGCCUUGAAAUUGUGUGGUUCUCCCUUCACAACAGAUGUCAAAAUCUCUUCUGUUGAGAUGUCGUCUAAUAACUUACACAAAGUAAUUCCAGAUUUAGAGGCAAGUCAACAGACAAGUGAAACAUCACAAAGCGAGACCGAUGAGGGAACGAUCACACUUGUUGAAGAAAAACCUGAGGUGGAACUCGAAGAACGAGAAGAACUGGAGACAGAUGGUGGGACAUUGAAUGAAAUGAAAGAGGAAAGCUGUGAGGAAAGCCAUGGAAUCUGUGGAGAUACAAACUCGGUAACAGAGGAAGAGGAACGUUCGACCAACGCAGAACAGCACAGUAUUGAGGUACGAUGUGAGGAUCCAACCAGUCAAGAGAAUAUUCCAUUGGAUGUUGGGAAUGAAGACGUAGAUUCAAUAAAUGAAAAAUGUGAGAAAGAAAAAUCCUGUGAAGAAGCCAAAGAUCCUAAUGGAAAAACAGAGGAGCUUUUAACCACCCAAGAAGACGUUAAAAUGGAGUACAAUGUUGAAAAUGAUGAAGUUGACUUCAAAAAUGAAAACAUUGAGAACACAAGACAAUCAGAGGAGAUGGAAACAACAACUCAAAAUGAGAUGACAAAUAUCAUUGUUGUACACAAGCCAGAACUGUCAUGUCAAACCAAUACAGAAGAGAUCAGUGCUGAGAGGGAAAUGAGUAAAGAAGAAGCGGCCAGAGAAGAGAGAACAAAACACACAACAGGACACUGUUCCGAAACAAAAGAAGAUUGUAUAGAUUCAAUUAAACCCAAGGACAAUAUUCAAGGAAAUGAUAUUGAAAGUAUACAGAACAUAGAAGGAGAGAAAACAAAAAGCCAUAGUUCUACAACAGAUGGGAUAGAACCAAAAGUGAAAAAGCAAGUGAUGUUUUUACUCGAAGAGGACUCAAUGAGACAAGAUAAAACUGAAGAAAGUGUUCUUGGAAACGGCUCGAAAGAACAACAUGUCGGGGCUAAUGGAAACGCACCUAAGGAAUCGAAUAAAGACACCGUUGCACCUCUUUCUCCAAAUACUGAACCGCUGUCUCCUGGUUUGGAAGGGGAAAUACCCGCGAGCAGACGCACGGUAAAGAAGAUCAGAAAAUUUAUGGUGGAUGGACAGGAGGUCAGCGUCACCACCUCUAAAGUGCUUAGUGACAAAGACAGAGAGGACAAACAAAUGCGCUACAACAGACGGCAGGAGCUGCACGCGUUGAAGCUCUUACAGCGAGAGGAGCAGAGGGAACAUGGGCAGCUGGAGCAGAAACUACAGCAGCAGAGAGAACAGAUGUUUCGCCACAUUGUACAAGAGAUGACUAGUAAGAAGCAGUAUUAUGACGGGGAACUUGAGAGACUUGAAAAACAGUACCAACAGCAAAGCAGCCAAAUGGAGGCUGAGCACACAGCCCGGCUCCGGGAGGAUGCGAGGAGACUCAAAGCCCAGCAGGAGAAAGAGUUGACCCGAAAGAGCAGUUCAUUUAAAGCUGAGCCUAAAGAGGAGCAAAAGUUUCUCCAGAAACAGCAACAGGAACUCAAUGAAGCUCUACAGAAAGGAGUUCAGGAGCAUAAGAGGAAGGUGGCGUCCAUGGAGUGGGAGAUUACAGCCAAAUCCCAACAGUUUAAGAGAGCUCGUGAGGCUGUUAUUUGGGAGUUAGAACAGCGCCAUCUACAGGAGAAGUACCACCUGUUCAAACAGCAGGUGAAGGAGCAGUACAGCCUACAGAGACAGCAGCUGACCAAAAGACACAACAAGGAAAAGGAGAGAGCGUCUCGGUUCCAGCAGGUUCUUCUUGAAAACCAGAAGUCAUUGCAGGCCCAAGAAAGAACUUCCUUCCAGAAGGCCCAGAAAGCCGAAGCCAAGUCCCUUUUCAACCAGUUUAAAGUAGAACUUAAAAAGCAAGGUCUAAGUGGUCCUGAACAACGACAACGUCUCACGCAGUUUUUAUCAGAAGAAGAAGCAAGACAGAAGCUGGAGAGACAGAGUCUUCAGGAGAAUCAUGAUAACCAGCUGAAAGCAGUACAGGAACAAUGCGACGCGAGUGUAGCUGAACUACAGCAACUACAGAACGAGAAACUUCAGGUUCUUGUGGACAUGGAGAAGAAAAAGAUUAAAACUUUGGAGGAUGAGCACACGCUGGAGCUCAAUGAAUGGAGAGACAAGCUUGCAUGCAGGAAAGAGGUGUUGGAAGAAGAUCUGGCUCGCAGGCGUCGAGAGAAAGAGGGAAUGCGGAGGAGAGGCAGUGAGCCUGAAAACCGUCACGCAAGUCGCCGUCCGAAGUUCUUUCACAACCUGAGCUUCUCUUGACGAACAGCAGAAAUAAACCGAUCCUCAACCUGUGUCUGUAUAUAAGAUUGGGACUAGUUGUCACUCAGCGAAGUUGAAGGAUAGCUGUAUCUUGCUAACUAUAAGGUUAUUUAAGGUAUUAUUAAAUGUUAGUUUCAAACUCGUGGUGGAUUCUUUACAUUCAUAACUGAGAGAAACUGUUCAUAAGAAUUUCUGGCAAAAAUAAAAGUUUUUCACAUACAUUUUACACAUGAAAUGGCAGUUUUCAUGUUUUUUUUGUAAUCUGACAGUUCUUCACAGUAUUUAAAAAAAAUCUGUAAAUGUAUCAAGUUUUCGCAUUAUAUGUGGAAAAUCUUUAAAGAGAACAGUAAAAUUUAAUUAUAGUAUACUUUACAUUGUCUGUACUAUGUGUCUAAAGAAAUAUUGAAGUCCUAGUCUCUCUGUCUCUCUGUAUAUUUUCAGUUUUGUUUAGCUGGGGAAUGUUUUUUUAUCUGUAAAUCUGUUUAAAAGUCAUGUUAAACCUUAAUUGAUCUAAGUGUACUUUACAACAAUAAAAAAGCAAUAAUUUGUGAAUAAAUAUGUCUUGUCUGGCGGAUUUGUGUUUAGCUGACGUGAUGAAAUGGACUACUGCAAUACUCUCCUUGCUGGUCUUUCUGCAAAGGCUAUCAAACCACUCCAGCUGGUUCAGAAUGCAUACCUCGUCUUCCAACAGCCCAAAAGGGCUCAUGUGAGACCCCUUUAAUCUCUCUCCACUGGCUACUGGUUGAAGUCCGUAUCAAAUUCAAGUCACCAAUCCCUGUCUACAGAACUAUCACUGGAUCCGCACCGACAACCUUCACACCCCAUCAGGAACCUUAUGAUCAGCAUACCAGCAGCGUCUUUUAUUGCCUUCUCAUAAGGGCUGUAAAUCCACAUCUCUCACAACAUUAAAAAAGCUACUUAAAG